Molecule: messenger RNA, 609 nt
Organism: Lasiosphaeria miniovina
Lineage: Eukaryota; Fungi; Ascomycota; Sordariomycetes; Sordariales; Lasiosphaeriaceae
Exons: 4
Coding region: 1-609 (202 amino acids)
Source: RefSeq, a predicted model, not a curated record
AUGAGCUCGUUGGGAGAUAAUAAGACGCAGGACGUCGCCAAACAGACCGAGCGCUGGCAAUGCCUAUUCUGUCUAAAAUCUUUUACCUUCCGCGGCGGCUUGACAAGGCACAACGAGAACGACCAUUUCAGUAAAGGUACCUUCGACCGUCCCUUUCCGUGUGGCGAGUGCGGCCGUCAAGGAAAGACGCACGUCGUGGAUGGGGCAGAGCAGUGGAGCAACCAUGUGGAGACGUGCCACGGUCACCGACGAAAUCUCAGAGACCCGUAUCGAGAAUCCAUCCUCCUUUCACUACCCCUGAGAGAUGAAGGGCUGAGCCGGGUAGGCGGGCCAAGGUGGCCCAUCUCCGAGAUCCCUAACCACGGGGCGCAGGCAAGGAUCGGGUUACGCAUUUCGUACCUCGCUACGCUAUUUCUCGUCACGCCUAAGCGGUAUAUAGCUCUCACGGUCGUCGGCGAGGAUUCGAGCCGCCUCGGCAACUGGCACCGCCAACGUUGCGGCGAGAGCUUCAGCCUCACGGAGAGCGGCCUGCUCGUCGGCCUGGAGCGGUGGUUCGGUAGGAUUGUGGCCAUGGCCACGGCGCUUCUUAGGCACCUUGACGCGGCGUAA